Molecule: messenger RNA, 3033 nt
Organism: Yamadazyma jaroonii
Lineage: Eukaryota; Fungi; Ascomycota; Pichiomycetes; Serinales; Debaryomycetaceae
Source: the annotation of a GenBank genome assembly
AUGAGUAUUAUGGUAAGAAGAUCUGGGAGAAAGGUGAAACAAGUGGAGUAUAUAGAAGGUGAAGAUUCUGAUUCUGGGUCUGAACUGGAAUAUGAAGAAGUCAAAAGGCGGAAAAUCAAGUCCAGACCUCCUAAAUCAACAGGUAGAACCGUAAGUGACACAUUCAUAGAGAAUCAAUUAUAUCAAUCACUUUCCAAUCCUGAAGCGUCAAUUGAUGAAUUGGCUAUUCAAUGGAUUGAAGAUUAUGAGAAAGAUGAAGAAAAUGAUGAGAAUUUGGCCAUAACUGAAUUAAUUAACUUGAUUUUAAGAUGUUGUGGAUGUUUACAUCUCUUUCAACCCCAUGAUCUUGUCAAUUUAGAAUCUGCUGGUGAUACUGUAGCAGAAUUAGUCAUUGUAUUUGAAGACCAGGGCACUCAUGAAUAUCCCUUUGUAUCAAAUCAUAAAGAUUCGAGAUUUUUCAAGACCAAUGUGUUGGAAUUCUUUGAAAAACUUACUAGUAUUUGUCAUAAUAAGGAAUUAUUGUAUAAGAGUUUUGAACAUUCUGAAGAAUCUUUAAGUUCUCCUUUAAUCACCAAAGUUUUCACUUGGUUAUUGUCCUUAAGUAUUUGCACCAUAAGACCUUUAAGAUAUAUUUCCACCUUAAUCUUGAUGAAAAUUCAAACUGAAUUAACUUUAAUAGCUAAAGAAAUAUGUGAAAAUAUCGAAAUUACACAAAAUCAACUUACUAAUAGUAAAAAAUCCAAAAGAAGUAAACAGGAAAGAAUAGCCAUUAUUGACACCAAUUUGAAACGUUUAAACCAUCAAAAAUCAACUAUUAUUGAAUAUUUUAAUGAUAUUACCCAAUCUACGUUUGUCAAUAGAUAUCGAGAUAUUGAUCCGUUGAUCAGACAAGAAUGUAUGGCAGCUUUAAGUGAUUGGAUGAUUAAUUUCCCUGAAUUUUUCUUUCAAUCGACAUAUUUACGUCAUAUUGGUUGGCUUUUAUCGGAUCCCAACAACAAGGUUCGAAGUGAAGCUUCUAAAUCUUUAUUGAAAUUAUACAAACAUACCAAUGGGGAAAAUAUCAUGGAUUCAGGGUUUAGACAAUUUACUGAAAGAUUUAAACCUCUGAUUUUUAAGAUUUGUUAUAAUGAUAAUGAACCCAGUGUUAGAACUAAUCUUCUUCAGGUCUUAGGUGAGCUCUUUAAGUUAGAAUAUUUAUCUUACGAUGAGUGUAUAACGGUGAUUCUGACAUUUUUCCAGUUAAUCAAAUAUGGUACGGAUUUCAGUAAAUCUAACCAGGAAAAGAUGGUUCAAGAGGUUGGGAAGUUCAUAAACAUUGUCAAUAUUGGGAGAUUUCAACAAUUGAAGGAUCAAUUCGAUGGGUUAAUGGCUUGUGAAGGUUUUGAUGUCAAUGAAGGUUUGAAAUUUAACACUUUAAUAGAGAUUUUUAAACAUGCAAGUUCACUGGUUGAACAAAUGUCCAUUAAAGUUCAUGAAAACUACCCUGUGGUGGCUAUUUUCAAAACUUUGUAUCCAUUGGCUUUCUAUCAUAAAUCCUGGGAAUUCAUCAUCAAGUACUUAUUGGUAGAUAUUGAUGGAAUAGAGAUGGAUCCGGAAUUACGUGAAAUUCUAGAUUUAGAUACUAUUGAUAAAGGAUUUUUGCUCCAAAUAUUCCAUGGCUCUUUGAAGUUCAUGGUCAAUAGAAAGAAAGCUGAUAAUGAAAUUGAUGAUAUAAAGAAUUUCUUACCGAAAUUGAUGCCAGAUUUGAACCAACUUUUGUCUGUUGUCACUAAAAAUGAUGGGUUACUCGACGUAUUUAUAAGUAUUUGGAAUACUAUACUUGGUGACGUCAACAACAUCCAUAAUGUUUAUGCUACGUUCCAAGGUGAAAAUGUUGUUGAUUUGUAUAAUAAGAUCAAUACCUCAAUUUUAAGAGUUUUGAAAGGUGAUGUGGUGUUUGAUAACGUUGACCACUUCUUGAAGGUCAUGUUCUCUGGGUAUAUGACAUCGGAAAUAAAAAAUUGUGCAGAUGAAGUGUUGAAGAGUUUAGUCGACAUUUGUAAUUCAGGGCUCGAAUCAUCCAGUCCAUUUAGUAAGUUGGUUGAUCCACUACUGAAAAUCAAUACUUUAGGAUCAUUUACUGAUAUUACAGAUUAUGUUGAGCAAUCAUCUACUGAAGUAUUACCAGUGAUUGAUGUUGUGAAGUUGAGGAUUGAUGAGUUGGACUUCAACACCAGUACCUCAGAAAACUUGAACCAAAUGAAUGAGUUCUUCAAACAGUUUUUGGAUACAGUUUUGAUUGUGAGUUCUUCUAAAUUAGAAACUUUGAUUGGUACCGAAAACCAACUGUUCUUCGAUAUCAACAGAAUGUUUGAUAAUUAUAAUGAAAUAUUUGAUACCCUCCUCAAGCUUUUUGGUGAUGCUGAUGUGUUGGUUGAGGAGUAUGUAAAUGACCUGAGCCGUGAAGAGUAUGUUAAUGAAUUGAAUCAAUUCAGAACUAUUGUUAUGAUUAAAUUAAUCGAUCUUGUGGUAGGUUUAAGAAGAUUUUUUAUGAAGUUCAAUAACUCUAAUUCAUUCCAACAUUUCAAUGAAUUCUUCAAUAACCACAAAACUUUGUCUACGCUUGUCAAGGAUAUACCAGUACAAUUCCAAAAUAAGUUGAUGAGCUUGUUUGUACUCAAAGAAAAAAAGUUAAUGUCAAUUGAGUUGGAAGACUACAAUGAGUCACGUCAUGAAGGUCAACUUGAAAAUGCAAGAGCAGCUCAAAAAGCUUACGAGAUGAAAAAUUCCGCUGACAAUGAUCUUAUAGUGUACACGGUGAAACUAUUCGGUCUCCUUAAUGAGGGAUUGGUUGAUGAAAGUGUUUUGGACCGGAUAAAACUCAAUAAGGAUUCAAUAGGAGGGUUUUAUCGUACUAUAGUUCAACGAUAUGAGGAUAAAUUAGCGAGAGUAGAGCCUGAGGUACGUCUGGCAGAUAAUCAAGCUGUUCUGACCGUACAAUCUACCGAUCCCCCUAUCCAACCUACACAAGAUAACUCAGAUUCCUAUCAAUAG